AUGAGGAAUGGUGGCGACGACGACGAUGACGUGUCGUUCAACGAUCCAGAAUCGCCUUCCCCUCCCGCUCCUCCUCCUCUGAGACGUAGCCCGAGAGUUGCAGCUCGUGCCCGCAGGGGCAACCAAGGCCAACCCAUCGGGCAAAUCGAGACCGGGCAGUCUUCUAGCAAUCCUUUUGGCACUGCUACUCCCUCUGGCAACAAACGCGGGCGAGGACCUAGUCCAAGUCCAUCCCCACCGCCGUCGAAGAAGCCCAAGUCGGGAGGGCCAGGGGGAUCAGUACCAGGAGGGCCAGGGGGACCAGGAGGACCAGGACCGGCAGGAUCAGGUCCAGGGGGUCCAGGGGGAUCAGGAGGAUCAGGUCCAGGAGGACCAGGAGGGCCAGGACAAAAUGUUAACACGGAUGCCCUAAGGUGGGCACGGCACGUCCUACAAAGACCGCUUCCCGUCAGCCGUCCUCAAGCGUACCCUGCACAACCAGUGGUGUCAAAUCCUCCAACGAACCUUAUGCGGCGCACCCAUCGCAUUCAGGCCCUCAGAAAUCAAAUCAGAUUCCCACAUGGACAAAACGAGGAAACUCUCACACAACUUCUGACCUGGGCAAACUGGGAUGUCAACCGCGCAGCCACGCUCUUCUGGGAGAGUGAGAUUCUCGAGCGGGCGCAUCGGCCCACAGGCCGCCUUAUGCCUUCGUGGAACCGACGCGCCGUCAACGUCGAGCAGACCAGGUUGAACCUACUCCACGACAUACAAGACGGCAUAAGAAAUCGCCAAGUUCAAGUACCAGAGUACCUCACGACGAAUGCGAUCAUGGCGAUGGUUCUUCAGCGGAACAAUUGGGAUCUGCACGAUGCUUCGACCAACAUUGCAGCGCGAAGAGGGAGAGCACAAGCCUCUGGGGUGGGAGUGUUCGACGACAUCGUCGACGGACUGACUAGUAUGAGAACCCCGCCUGAAGGUGUGCCAGCGCAGGACCGACGCCUGGCUGAAUUCGUCACACUCACUUCCACCAACAGCGUGGACGCUGCACGACGGGUCCUCGUGAGACAUGACUGGGACCUGGCACUCGCGAUUGACGAGUGGGUCUUGCGUGGUGGCAUCCCGGUUCAAAACAGUGAUGGGCAAAGAAGGGAGUGGAACCCCAAUCGACCACGCACCGUCAUCAAUGCUCACUUCGAGUAUCAUGAGGACGAGGCACCGCUCCCGCGCCACCCCAACCCCUCCGUCGAGGGAGGCCAGUCAGAAGGUCUCACCAUGGAGCAACCGCGCCGCAGAAAUGAUAUUGAAGCCAUCCAUCCCCGAGACUAUGAUGCCCAGGAGAGCGGUGGCGGUAGGAGAGGCUAUGUCAUCGACGAAGACCGCCAGCCAGCAAACAGAGGCGUGCCAGACGAGUCAAGGCUGCGAAUCGAGUACAUCCGCAAUGGUGGAUACCACAUCGAGCUCUUCGGCCGCCGGGAUGACGGACGCAGUACGCGCUAUUACAACUUCACCGAAGUUGCAGACCCCCAGCGCCGCGAGUUCGACUGGGAUGACAGAGACCAUAUUUCCGACCUGAACAAGUGGCGGGCAGAGCGCUUCCGAACCAUCGCGGGCGAAAACGUCAGGGACGAGACAAUCCCCUUCAACAAGUACGAGCUCGCGUGGCUCGUCGAGCAAGAGGCAAUGAGGGUCGAAGAGAAGUUCUUUGAAGCGGCCGAACAGAAUCGCUUCGACACCCACCACACUUCCCCUGCGGCCUGGGACGCGGCCAUGCGGAAGUUCGGUGAUGGUGACACCUACCCUCUCCCAAUGUCUCAGGCUGAGAAGGAGGAUCUGGCAGAUCGCUUCAACGAGACAUUCGCGGGUAGAACCCUGUACACCAAGUGGCGAACGGUGCGGAAGCAUCUGGACGACAGCGCGGUCUGGGAGCGAGUGUAUAAGGACAUGGCAACGGUUGGGGUCGUGCCACGGCCAGAACGGUCCGUGGGAAUGCUCGAUCAGCGGCGCCGGAGGAUCCGCGCCCACUGCAAGCACUUUGGACUGCAAUUCGAGAAAGGAGACCCGGGCCAAAGUGAGUCAGACUCGGACUUCUGA
Exophiala spinifera is the source of this 2073-nucleotide messenger RNA. RefSeq lists its product as uncharacterized. The transcript has 3 exons. NCBI's taxonomy places the organism in Eukaryota, Fungi, Ascomycota, Eurotiomycetes, Chaetothyriales, Herpotrichiellaceae. The record is from RefSeq and is a predicted model, not a curated record. The coding region runs from base 1 to 2073 and encodes 690 amino acids.